Molecule: messenger RNA, 728 nt
Organism: Rhea pennata
Lineage: Eukaryota; Metazoa; Chordata; Aves; Rheiformes; Rheidae
Exons: 5
Coding region: 111-728 (205 amino acids)
Source: RefSeq, a predicted model, not a curated record
UACAGAAUGGUUCAGGUUGGAAGGGACCUCUGGAGAUCAUCUAGUCCACCCCCCUUGCUCAAACAGGGUCACCUAAAGCACAUUGCACAGGAUCGCAUCCAGGCUUAGAGAUGACAUUCAGGAUGAGCUGUCCCAUCACCUUUCCAGGGAUGGAGUCCUCAGGCACCUCUCCUGUUCUCCAUGACCUUUCAAAGAUGAUGGAGUGUGGCCUAGCAAUGAUGGAGCGUGGCCUAGCCACUCUCAGUACAUCCUGUGGGCAGAAGAGCAAAGUGAUCUACCCAAUCUCAUUGCCAGAAAACCUGCUGGUUUCUUGCCUCUUUCUGCGGAUGGUGGUUGAUGGAGAGGCUCCCUGGGAGCAGGGCGAGCAGCAGCCGCGGGCGCUGCGGCCGUGCCGCGUGUCGAGCAGGCCUCCGAAGGCUCCCGCUCUUUCUCCAGCUCUCCCGCCGAGCCCACUUCCCUCCAGGUCUCUUUCUGCUAGGGAAAUCCAGUGCCUCAUCACGGCGAGUCCGGUGGCCCUGGGCCGCGCUGCGGUUACCGGCGGCUUUUGCCCUGGCAGCUCUCCAGUGGGAGGUUUGCAGCCCAUCCCUUGGCGCCCAGGAACCCAGCCUGUCACGGCCACAGCUCCGGGAUGCUUUUUAGGCAGCACUGUCAGUCAGGAAGCCUUUCGGAGGCAGAGAGAAGCCUCUCUGGGGACACCAGAGCAGUUUCAGAGCCUGCACACUGUAUGA